Messenger RNA from Hydatigera taeniaeformis, 813 nucleotides. Lineage: Eukaryota; Metazoa; Platyhelminthes; Cestoda; Cyclophyllidea; Taeniidae. The record is from the annotation of a GenBank genome assembly.
AUGGAGCUGGAGAAGCGCUUCAAAGAUCUGGAUGCACACUUCCAGCGCUUUAAUGAAGUUGACGCACGUCUUACCGAGGUUACUCAAACCCUCUCUUCCCUUGGUGAAGUUGUACGACAAGUCACAGCAACUCAAGAGGCAAUCAUGAAGAAGAUCACUGACUUGCCAACUUGCCAGUGUAUUGAAUUAGUGGACGAACCCGGACCUUCAGACGGCAAAGAAAAGCCCGGUGAAUCGCCUAAAAAGCGGACGAAACUUGAGGUUGCUGUUCAGUCGGCACUGGAAGCUGCCAAAGACGUUCUUCGACCACCCACACCACCACCUCCACCUCCUAUGGCGCCUCCCCCACCAAGGGACCAGGAAAUUCUCAUCACCGCUGGAGCUCCAGGCUCGGAGGCGGAGUCCAGUGGAACUGAGGAUGGUGGUGGUGACCCUUCAGCCGAUCCCGUCCAAAUCCCACCAGCGGUUGACUCCAGCGCGGGUCGAACACUGCAACGCAACAUCGCUGGUCAUCGUCUAUGGCGAUUCGCGCCUUUCAACUUCGAAAAGUACCCUGGCAUGCGGAUGAAUGUGCCGCCGGACAAGACAGCCUGGACGGUCAGUUUUCUGCUCCGCAAUUGUAUCACCAAACCAUUACUUGCCUUUGGCAUUCCUCAGUCCUUACACUUCUACUGUUGUAAAGCAAAAAAUCCAUUGUUAGUUAAAGAUUUUUUUACCAUAGCUCUGUGGAGCAUUCAUUUUGCGCUUGAUAAUUCGCUUCCAUAUCCUCUAAAAUACACUCUUCAAACAGCCAAAAGGAAACGAUUUUCGUAA